AUGCGUUUGCAUGCGCUGGAGGCCCUUAUUGGACAGUGCACUCCGCCAGGCUUUUGUCUAAAAGCCGGAGCCAUUCCUCAUCCCGCGGGGCUAAGCGUCUUCCAUCCGACGUCGUUCGGGCUGUGUGGGACAGCCAGUUGGGUCAUUACGGUCUGA
Lindgomyces ingoldianus is the source of this 156-nucleotide messenger RNA. RefSeq lists its product as uncharacterized. Bases 1 to 156 code for a protein of 51 amino acids. The record is from RefSeq and is a predicted model, not a curated record. The transcript has 3 exons. NCBI's taxonomy places the organism in Eukaryota, Fungi, Ascomycota, Dothideomycetes, Pleosporales, Lindgomycetaceae.